Molecule: messenger RNA, 3885 nt
Organism: Esox lucius (northern pike)
Lineage: Eukaryota; Metazoa; Chordata; Actinopteri; Esociformes; Esocidae
Product: BTB/POZ domain-containing protein KCTD19
Exons: 14
Coding region: 568-3201 (877 amino acids)
Biological process (GO): protein homooligomerization
Source: RefSeq, a predicted model, not a curated record
CCCCACCAACAGAAAUAGGAAAUUCGUCAGCUUUUUUGGGCACUUAUCAAGUACAAAUUAUGCAACGGUAUUAUCACAAUUAGUGCAGUAAAAGGUGAUGGGAUGUCAUACCCGUGAUACAUAUCAGCCAAUCAGCGUACAGUUAAUUGCUUUACGUUUGUUGUCACGCGUGUGAUACAAUUUCAUUGACCGCACGUUCCACGCUUAGAAACCGCUACAAUGUUGACAGCUCCUCGCGCUCAGCGAUAAAAUGAACACAUUUUUUUUUACCAUUCGUCGAGAUUGCCGGUCUAUAUUGUAAAACAUUUGUGAAAGUGCGUAUUUUAACAGUUUGCUAGAAUAAUAGUCUAAUACGAAGAUUAAGUAGGUAAAAGUUACCUAUUGUAUCUGAUGAAUCAUGAAUUGAUAAAUGUUUUUUCCGUGAUUUAGCUAGCAAGACAAUACAGGUGAUCGCAACCGGGAAAAAAGUGAACAAGAGACGAUAGUUGUUAGGUUUAUUGCCAGGUAAAGGUUUUUGUUUAGGUUUGCGCAAAGUUAACUAGUAAUAGGGUAAGAUACGUAUGCGAAAUGACAACUUUGCAGGACAAUCAAUUUCUUUCCUUCAAUGUCGGUGGAUGUUCCUUCUCCAUCCCCCUCAACCGACUGUCUCACCUACAAGACUCCUUGCUUUUCAAAGACACGUCUUCAGAUCAGAAUCCACGAUGGUUUAUCGAUAGAGAUGGAUGCACAUUCAGACAUGUACAUUAUUAUCUACAAACCGGGAAACUAGCUACAACAUGUGUAUCUGAACUUAAUAUUUUAUGUGAGCUAACUGCCAGUCUACGCCUGACAUCACUGCUACAGGCCUUAGAGAACCUCCAGUCAGGUAAACAUUUCCUGCGAGCUCGGGCAGUGGACGUGCAGGUGACUGAGAGAGCAACUCUGAACUACUGGAAGACAAGGAUCUGCAACACCAGACAGCCUGAACCUGUAGCCAGCCCUGUCUCCUCAGUUCAUGAUGCUGUACCCCUGGGUCUGGUGGGGACCCCUCUGGUGGAUGGUGACGAGGAGGUCCUGUAUUGUUUCAUUCCCAUGGAGACUGUCCGCCUGUACCCCGCCCUGGUGACUGCCGACAACCUGCUGUGGCUGUGUGACGACCUGGCCAUCAUCGAGUGUGACAGUCCUCUCUUCAGGUUCAUAGCAAAUUAUCUUCGGACGGGAAAGAUCUUACUCCCCGAGGAGUUCAGUGAAUACGGGAGGUUGAACCAGGAGGCCACAGAGACUGGCAUGACAGACUUCAUAGAAGCACUACAAAAACUACAUGACCUGAUUGGUGAUGGCGGCCUGUUCCCAGAAGGCUGCACCCAGAUGAGGCAACAGCGGAUGACCCCACAGCCUCUGUAUGUGAUGACCUUUGAUCUGCUGGUGAGGUACCAGGACUCCGCUCUGGGGCAGCUCUGUGUGAACAGCAACAUGGGCAGCAGCAGGCUGCACAUCACUGGCAAUGGGGUCGUCUUCCAGCAUGUGGAGAACUGGCUAGGAACAAGUCGACUCCCCCUGACAGAGAGACAGUGUGACCUGCAGGGGUUGUGUCAGUACCUGGACAGACAGGACGGGGCCUACCACGCCUUCAGAGAGGCGCUGUGGGAGUUCCUGUGGAGAACCAGAACCUCAGGCGGUGAGAGGUUCCACACAGACACAGGGUCGUCUACCAAUGGGCUGUGGUCGGCCUCAGUGACAACCCUCACCAUUUAUAAAGUUGUUAAAGUUUAUGUUGGAACACAUUGGUACGCCACUUACUUCAGAACCUUGUUAAAGCACCCAGAGCUGUUGUCCAACCCCAGGAAGAGCAGCUGGAUCGCAUACGGCCAGAGUCUCCACAUCGUAGCCGACGGAUCCAUGUUUAGACACGUCCUCAACUUCCUGAGAUGUGGUCGCCUGUUGCUCCCCUCUGGCUUCAGUGAAUGGCGGUUGCUGUGUCAUGAGGUGGAGGAGUUUCACAUCCCUGCUCUGACGAGAGCUCUGGAGGACUGCCUUGAUUACAGGGCCUGGUGUAGCAAAGAGCAUGCUAUCAGUCUCCAGCCUCCUCAUUCAGCUCAGUCCCAGCUCGUUCACAACCCGGACUAUAAUGGCUUCUUGGGGUUUGGAUUUGGUGAGGAGAGCAUGGAUGUAAGUGCCUCAUCAACCGAUGAUGUAAAGUCCCCUGAGGACUCCUUCUCAGGAGGUGAGAAGAGCUGUUCAUCAGAGGAACCAGAAAGAGCUUUGGUUAUCACAGUGGAUGAAGUAUGGCUAUGCCAGCACCCCCCACCAGCUCCUCUCAACACUGAAGUAAAGUCCAUAGUAAAGACGACAUUAGAGUCUAGUAGUCAGAUGUGUCACCUCUCAGUACCCACGUUAGAUACCACAGGCAAGCUCCCAUCAUCCUCCGCGGUAGAAAACAAAAUAUCAGACACAUCAAGAACCAGGAAGCCUUCACGUCCUCUUGAGCGGCUCAAACAAAAGCUGGACAAUGCUACUAAAUUCUUUCAGCCAUCCCCCAGUAGCCGGUGGCAGAAACCAGUAGUUUCCAGAUGCUUCUUUCAUCCUUCUGGACCUCCGGGUGGCUUGAUAAAGAGAAGGACGUCAGGAGGUGUAAGUGACAUCUCAGCCUUUCUCCCGUGGAUGAUCCAGAGAGAGGAGGCGCCUUUGCAAAGGCUGGCUCAGCUGGUGAACACGUUUCAGAGGGAGCCCAACAAACAGCCCUCCACAGAUGUCAGCAGCUGUACCCCUCCCCGUGACCCCCUCCUCGUGUCCGUUCUCCCCUCCCGUUUGACCAGCCCGGGCCUGCCGAGCGGAGCACCGGGGGCUGGUUCUGAGGGAGAGUCCUCUAACACCACUGGGAGUGGUGUCCAUCAGAUCCAUUGGAGAGGCCCUGCUUUAAAGGGCUGCUUGUUCCCUGUGCAUGGUUGUGCCCUGCCUGUUAGAGGAUGUGUUCUCAGGGUGGACCACCCUCCAGUUCUGGGCAGAGGGACACCUGGAGGAUACUUCACCCACAGCCACAUCUACACCGCCAGCCCACAGCACACAGGUUAUCACGUGCAUGAAGACCAAAAUGUGAAGGUGCAUCCCAAGAGUUGGAGGGGAAACAUGCUGGGUCCAAAAUGGCACCAUAUUCCCUAUAAAGCGCCCUUUAAAGCAGUAUUUCUCAAACCCACUGACAUCUUGGCUUGGUUAUUGCCCUGAACUAGCUCACCUUAUUCAAUACAUCUAACUGGACUUAAUAUGUUACAUUAGGCCUGGCAGCCAGUGGAGGAAUGAAUUAUUUAAAUAAUACGAUCUAUAAAGAAGAAUCAUCUACAAGCUGUGACUCCACAGUGAAUUGUUUAUUGGCGGUCUUCCAGGAAUAUAUUAUUGUAAAUAAACUUCCUAAACCCAUUUAGGUCACCUUACAACUAUAUACAUUACAUUCAAACAGAUUGGGGAUAAUUAUGAAGUGAUAAAUGUAAAUUAAAAAUAAAAGAUACCAAACACACCACAAAUGUGUUCUCCUGAGGUCUUAUUUUCCAACCAAAUAAGAAUAGAUCCUAACAAAAAUAUUUGUUAUAAAUAUAAUCCAAGGUAUGUCUGGCAUCUGUAUGGGAUUAAAAAUGCACCAGAAAACCCCACAUGUUACCUAUGUAUAGUUCAUCGUACCAAACCUUGAGUGUACUCAAUAUUACCUAAACAUUUUGCGAUUUCUCCAACAUAAAAACCACCUGGGGGACCCCCGGCCCGGCUUGAGAACCACUGAUGCAGGCUCCUGCCCUAGUAGCACACUUGUCUUUAGAGAAUGGGGUGCCCUUUACCACACACCCACAUGCCUUUAGAUCUGUAGAGACUGCUGUAUUCAUUCCCUGCCAAGUCGCGGUAAACCAGUUGAUCUGUAAG